AUGGAAAAAGGUAGGAAGCGUGAUAGAAAUGUAAAUUUUACUUUCGAAGAAACUGAACGACUUGUGUCCCUCGUUGAGGAAAGAAAAAAUAUAAUUGAAAGGAAGAAAAGUGACGCUACCACAUGGCAGGAGAAGGAUUUAGCAUGGAAUGCGAUAGAAAGGAGUUUCAAUAGAGCGGAUGGAUGUGUUUUUCGUGACGCAAAACACCUCAAAUUGAAAUAUGAAGCUUUAAAAAGGGACGUGAGAAAAAAAGUUGCCGCUAUUCGCGCUCAAAUUCAUAACACGGAUAAUGGUGCAGCAAAUGUUCCAUCAUUGACUCCCAUUGAGGAGAAAGUGAAGGAUAUGAUCUUUCUUUUUGUGGAAGGAGGCGAGAAUGUAGAUGAUUCUAAUCAAAUUCUUCCAAAUUUUCCAGGUAAUAGAAAUAUUUUAAAUGAAUUUCAAAAUACGAGUACGUCACAUAAUUGUGUGCAUGAGGAACCAUUCUCAAAUAAC
Messenger RNA from Gryllus bimaculatus (two-spotted cricket), 492 nucleotides. Lineage: Eukaryota; Metazoa; Arthropoda; Insecta; Orthoptera; Gryllidae. The record is from the annotation of a GenBank genome assembly.